GUCAAGAGUCUGGUGUUUAAACUCAGGGUCUUUGGUCUUUUUUUUAAACUUUUAAGAGAAAGGUUUGAAUUUUUUUUUUAUUGAAGAUCGUUAAUUUUUUGCUGUGCACAGAGGGCUGGUGCGUGGGUGCGGAUUUUUAAAAAAAAUAAAAUGAGCAUUAAGAGCCAGUGGAUUAUCAAGCUCUCUCUUUUCUAAGGUUGGUCUUCUAUCCAACAUCAAUGAGACUCAACUCGAGAGUAGUAACAUAAUUGUACAAGUAAAGAGCAGAGAGGAAGAGGAAAAAGAGUUUCAGUCGACGCCGGAUCGUGAGAGUGAGUGGGCGUAUUUUCUCGUUUGUAAUUUAUCUUCAGUAUUUUAGUGUCACCUGGAUAUAACAAGUCGUUUGUUGACGUCAACAUCAUUUUCAGACUUAUGAUAGCCAGGAAAAAAUAGCGCAGAAGCUCUAGUGUGAUCAGUUAUCAUUUAACUUGAUAUAUAUUUUUUAAAAUUAUAAUAAAUAAUUUUAAAAAUAUGAAGCUGGCUUGGAUUAUUUUUGUGCUGAUUUAUGGAGCGUUGGGUUUCAAUCUCGAGUGGAGGAUACCUGUUAUCAAACGAGGAAAGAGUGAAUCUUAUUUUGGGUACUCAGUAGCAGAGCACCAAGAAAUACUUGAGAAUGAUAACAAGUCAAUAAGCUGGAUUUUAGUCGGCGCACCUUUGGAUCAAAAUAGACAACCUGGUACUAAUAGAUCUGGGGCAUUGUGGCAGUGUCCAUUGACCACAAAUUCACGGGAUUGUGUUCAAGUUAUUACUGAUGGUCGACAAGAUAUUGAUUCCGAUGAAUUAAUUCCCCCGGGAAACGACGAGAUAAAAGACGGACAGUGGCUUGGGGUGACAGUAAGAAGUCAAGGGGUCGGUGGUAAAGUUAUGGUCUGCGCCCAUCGGCACAUAGUAAAAACAGCGGACUCACAAUGGGGCCAAGGACACUGCUACAUUUUGACCCAGGACCUCCAGUACGACGACUUGAAAAAACCCUGCUCGGGAAAACCAACGAAGAAAGCUCACGAGCAAUUCGGAUACUGUCAAGCUGGAACAAGUGGAAUAUUAACACCAGAGGAUCGUGUCGUGAUUGGUACACCUGGUCCACACACCUGGCGUGGUACCAUGUACGUUUUCACGGUAUCAGAUGAAUUUUUAUUGCGUGACAACACUGUCUAUAAUGCGCCAAUGCAAGACGCAUCACCUGUUAGCAAGUACAGUUAUCUGGGAAUGUCUGUCACUGUCGGUAAUUUCUUUGGUAAAGGUCUGGCAUACGCUUCCGGUGCUCCUAGAUCAAAUGGAACUGGACAAGUUGUGGUAUUGACCCGUCAAAAUUCACGUCCUGACAUGGAUGUCGCACUAGUUUUGAAUGGCGAGCAAUUCGCCUCGAGUUUCGGUUACGAAAUAGCCGCUGCUGAUGUCAAUGGCGAUGAAAUAACAGAUUUGAUUGUCUCUGCUCCGUUUUACUUCAAUAAAGCUGAAGGUGGUGCUGUUUAUAUUUACACAUCCUUGUGUAGACACAACAAAGAUAAUGAUAAAUGUAAACCAACAAAGCUAGUAGGUCGUGAAGAAUCACGUUUUGGAUUCGCAUUGGCUAACUUACGUGAUUUAAAUAAAGAUGGGUAUGAAGAUUUAGCUAUAGGUGCACCUUACGAAGGCAAAGGCACUGUUUAUAUUUAUCUGGGGUCCAAAAAUGGAAUCAUAACAACGCCAUCACAAGUUAUACAUUCAGAAGACACUCCAGUACCUUUGCGUACAUUCGGUUACUCGUUGAGCGGUGGAAUUGAUAUGGACAAAAAUGGUUACCCUGAUUUAUUAAUUGGUGCUUAUGAUGAUGAUGCCGUUGCUCUACUGCGUGCAAGAAAAAUAAUCGACAUCACAACUUCAGUGCGAUACGCUCGCAAAGACGGCACUUAUCAGGACAAAAUAGAGGCCAUUGAUCCAAAUAAAUUCGGGUGUUCAUCAGAUCCCACAUCAAAUCACACGUGUUUUGCUUUCGAAGCCUGCUGCAAAACAGAAUCACUGACUCGCAAUGAGGGAAUGCUUAAUCUCAAACUGAAUUAUCACAUCGAAGCUGAAACUUACUCUGGUGUGAAAAAAUUCUCGCGUGUAUGGUUUGGUUUUGGUAAAAAUAAACCCCAUUAUAUUAAUCGUACAGUGACAUUAGACCCGACAAAACUGAUGCACUGUCAGCGUGAGAUCGUUUAUUUGAAAGAGAACACGCGUGACAUACAAUCGCCAAUUAAAUUCCGCUUGAAUUAUACCCUAGUACAAGAAGAGCCGAUAAUGCCAGCUGAGGGAAAUUUAUUACCAGACAUUAAUAAUUAUCCGAUAUUAAAUCAACAAGAAGCCGCAAGAAUAUUUGAAGCGACGUUUCAAAAAGAUUGCGGUGACAAUGAAAUAUGUGAAAGUGAUCUACAAGUUGACGCGAAAUUAAAUUUAUCUGCGUCAGUUGUCAAGCCAAAUUUCUAUGAAUUGUUGUUGGGUGAAGUGGAAGAGGUUGUUGUUGAUGUCAAUACUGUCAAUAUUGGAGAGUCUGCAUAUGAAGCGCAAUUGUUUAUAAGUCACUCGCCUAGUCUUAAUUACAUUGCAAGUAAAAGUAACGAGUCGAUUAUCUGCAAUCUCUAUAAUUCAACAUUAGUAAUUUGUUCCAUUGGUAAUCCGUUCAGAAAAGACAACGCUGUCAAUGUUCAAGUGAGAUUCGACCCCAAAGGAGUCGAAGACAACGAGCCGCAAUUGAAUUUUGUUAUUUUUGCCAACUCAACAUCCAAAGAAGUCCAGGAAAAACAACCGAUUCGAUUGCAAGCGAUCGUACUAAAACGCGCGGAAUUGUCAAUAAAAGGAAGCGCGAAAACUCAGUGGGCUUAUUACGGUGGUCCGGUUGUUGGAGAAUCUGCGAUAAAACAUUUGAAUGAAGUCGGCCCUAAAGUAUCGCACAUGUAUGAAGUCUUCAACGAGGGCCCGUGGAAAGUGAGGACCGUAGAAGUUGUAAUUUCUUGGCCUUACGAGGUUGCUAAUGACAAAAAACACGGCAAGUGGCUGUUGUAUCUCGAGGAAAUGCCGACAGUAAGUCAUGUUGGCGAUGGAGAAUGCAUUUUACCACCUGGUUAUGUUGUAAAUCCACUGAAAUUACUUGGCAGUGUCAGUUAUGAUGAUUUGGAUCCAUUCCCAUCAACGACAAGCUCUCCUGUUAAUUAUUACCGCAAUCGGACAAUUAAUCACAUCAGAGAUCGACGGGAUAUUGAGAAGGUUGUCAGUACGAGAAUGACAACUGAUCGUGAUGGUCAUUCACGGCAAAUUGUUUCUAUGAAUUGUAAAACAGGGACUGCUAAAUGCUUUGACAUUAAAUGCAUUAUUUAUAACUUACAACGUAAACAAGAAGCGACCAUUACUGUGAAGGCAAGGCUGUGGAAUUCAACGCUCGUCGAGGACUAUCCGAAGGUUGACCAGGUUAAAAUCGGCUCCAAUGCUAGAAUCGUAAUCCCUCCGAAUAUUGAAAUCCAGCAGGAAAAUUUAAAAAACGACCAGGCUACGGCGGAAACGAUAGCGUAUCCAGAUCUAGGCGAUCAACAAGACAGUGAACCGGUGCCAAUUUGGAUAAUAAUAGUCGCUAUUUGUGCUGGAUUAUUAUUAUUGAUAUUACUGACACUAAUAUUAUGGAAACUAGGAUUCUUUAAGAGGCGUAGGCCUGAUCCUACUCUGUCUGGUAAUUUAGAGAAGCAUAGAGAUGAUAAUCCAGAGCACGAAGCUUUAUUUAAACACUAAUUUAAUUAUUAAAAAAAAUCGUUGACUUUAAAGAGAAAAUUUUCCCGAGUGAGAACUUCCAGAGCAAAAAAAUUGAUAGCACAAAGAUGCCAUCUCAAUUGCAUUUUAUACUUAUAUAUAAAUAUAUAUAUAUAUACAUAUUUAUAUUUAUAAUUCACGGAAUUAUUUAAACAUCAAGUGUUCUUCGGAAGACUGGAUCGUGUUAUUACUUACAUGGCCGUAUGUAUUUAUACCCGCGAUUACUUUAAUUUUAUUGACUAAUUAAUUAAUUAAUUAUUAAUUAAAAUAAUUGAUUAUGCCUUGCAUUUAAGUGAUAUAAAAAAAAAAUGAUGUCUAACUGAUGCGAUAUUGACGGGAGAAUUUUAUAGAUAUUUGAUCGCAUAAACACUGGGUGCUGGACGAGUCAGUGUAUAAAUUUAUGUUUCUUUUUUAAAGAGAAAAAAAUAUUUUUAAGUAAAAGAUUUAAUCUAUGGUGCUAAAUGAUUUUUUUUUUAUUAAAUAAUAGAUUUAGGGUAAGAGACCCAGUAUCUCAUCAGAGAACUAGUACUCAAUGACUCAUAUUUGUAUAUUUAUAUUUACUAAAUAUAGAUAUAAAAAUACAUGGAGAGAUCGAGUACUAGUUCACUGAUCGGGUACUAGGUCUUUUACCUCAGUGUCUUCGAUCACUGGCGAUAAAAAAAAUAUAUAUGAGUAUUUUUUCGGAUAAAGACUGAUGACUUCCGGUGUAAAAAAUUUUUUUCAUAAUGAAUCUAGAUCUGAAUUUCAUUUGGAAACUCAGAUCGUGUAACAAAUAUGACUUUCAUUAUGAAUUUGUUCCAACAACUCGGCUGUCCAAUUUCAAAACACAGUAAGGGACAAAUUUUUUUAGUUACAGUGGGGUCUUGUGGACAUGAUUCGUGUGAACUUUUCGUCUAGUAGAUCUGUAUUAAUUCUAAAAUUAAUUUAUUACGUCUUUUAAUUGGACGGGAUGACUUUGAUAGAAACUUGACUAAAUUUUUGCUGUAUUAAUUCUGUUAUCAUAUUUGUGUCAGGAUCUGAGUUUCGUGAUGAAAUUAAUAUCUGAAUUAUCUAUGAAUAAAAAUUUUUUCUACACGGGUUGAACGACUCUGCCCGCUUACAUCGAUACUGAUUACAUACAAAGUAUUUAUAUUUAUAAAGAAAAAAAAAAUGACAGAACAGAAGAAAGAACAAAUUACUAUUACUAUUAAAAGUUAAAUAUCUUCCUCAAUAUCGUUUUUUAAUCAUAAUCAUAAAUCCAACACUUCAUUUAUUACUUAAGUUACAUGAGUACAAUCAUUGGCACUAUUUAAUACUUUUACUUUUAUUAAUUUAAGUAAACAAUCUAGUGAGUUUGAUUGUUUAUUUUUAAAAUAUACUUACUAGUAUAUUUAUAAAAAAAAAAUUUAAUUAAAAUUAAUUAUUAUAAAAGGCAGCGUUACACAUUCAUUAGGUUUAUUCGAUUUUAAAAAAUUGAUAGAUAUUUAAAUUGUUAUGUUUUAAUUAUUAGAGACAAUCAAAUUUUGCUAGAUUAUUUUUUUAUUAUACUUUUAAAUAUUUAUAGGCGAAAAUUUUUUAUAAAUAAUUUUUUUUUAUUAACAAAAAAUUAUUUGUAAGUAAGAAAAUUUAUUCGAGAAAUAAAACGAUAAAAUUAUCGUUGUAAAAAUAAAAAUAUUUAAAUUGUUGACAUUUAAAAUCAUGUUGAUAAUUUUUAAAAAAGAGAAAAAUUAUACUGCAUUUUGGUACUUAAAUAUUUAUUAAUUAAUUACUCACUACUUCAUUGUCAUUAAACAUUUUUUUUAGAUAUUUGACAUCGUUGUAAAAAACAUUCCCUCUAAAAUUUAUUCAAGCUUUUAAUUAUUCUAAUUUCUAUAUUUAUAUAAAAACUAUUAAGUAUCAAAAAUGUCUUCCUGAGACUAAAACAUUUAAUGCAGUAAAUUUAUUGUAAAAAAUAGAAAAUAAAUAAUUUUAAUGUUAAUUAAAAUUCUAGUAGCGAAUUCAAUUUAAAAUUGAAUUAAUUUUUCAACGACAAUGCAAUUAAAUUUGAUACAAUUAUCUAAGUAUUGAUUUAAAACACGUAGACUUUCUUGAGUCUUGCCAUUUAAAAUCAAAUGUUGUUUAUUUUGUUUUGUAGAGGCCAUUGAAUCUUAAUCACAGCUUGUGCAUACGUCAUAUAUUUUUUAAGGAAUCACCUGACAAUUAUUCACAUAUUUUAUGUAAAAAAAAAACAAAUGUUUCAUUUUUAUCAACUGUUCUUUGUAUCCAUUAUUUGAUACAAAUCUAUUAGAUAAGAAAUUGUAGUAAAAAAAAUGAAAGAAAGUUAUUGUAAAAAUAUAAAAAAAUAAAAAAAUUUUUUUAUUCAUUUUCUA
This is a messenger RNA of Microplitis mediator, 6146 nucleotides long. It is a transcript of the gene mew, whose product is annotated as integrin alpha-PS1. Gene Ontology annotation, biological process: cell adhesion mediated by integrin; cell-cell adhesion; cell-matrix adhesion. Lineage: Eukaryota; Metazoa; Arthropoda; Insecta; Hymenoptera; Braconidae. Gene Ontology annotation, cellular component: integrin complex; external side of plasma membrane. The transcript has 6 exons. The record is from RefSeq and is a predicted model, not a curated record. The coding region runs from base 511 to 3780 and encodes 1089 amino acids. Gene Ontology annotation, molecular function: integrin binding.